Messenger RNA from Ectocarpus sp. CCAP 1310/34, 2884 nucleotides. Lineage: Eukaryota; Phaeophyceae; Ectocarpales; Ectocarpaceae. The record is from the annotation of a GenBank genome assembly.
GUUGUCAGUCUGGACACGCACGCAGGGGUACGCUCAUCACAAGACUUUGUACACCACCCAGACUCUAGCGGUCACGAAAACUACAGCGGCUGGAGCGACGUGCGCAGAGCAGGUUAGGACAUGGAGAAAAAUGGCAAGACCGAUGCCCCGGUAAACCCUAGUGCCAGCGCGGGUAUGACCCAAGAGAAUCAGGGCACAUGGGACAGCUCGACCCAGACGUUCCACGGAGGGCAAGAUUGGGCGCACCUCUCUAACUUUGUGGAGGACUUUAGCGUCACGACAAAUGGGCUAGGCACCCCUGAAGCCGCGUUGCAAGCCGCCUACAAAGCGGUUGCUGGCAUCAAGCACUACCCGCCCUCCGACUUUGAGCCGGCGGCGUCCGACCUGGCGCGGUUCUUGUGGCCCGGAGAGUCCUGGACGCAGGGGAGACAGCGUCUUCUGCUAGGAAACGGCGCGAGCGAAUUGAUUGAUCUUGUCAUCCGCAACGCGAACCCCGGCCGAUGGCGGCCCGGGCCUCAACGCACCCAGUACAAGGAGUAUGCUCGCUCCGCUCUUGCUGCAGGCUUCACCACGGCGGACCCCACCGACCGGUCGGCCACUUUGAUGUGCCUCGUCAACCCGACCAACCCCACCGGGGACUACUGGGGCGUUGAAGAAAUGAAGGCGUUCAUUGAGGGGGGAUGCGACUCCGGAACCACGGUGAUCGUCGACGAGAGUAUGCAACCGUGGCUAGGACCCAAAUGGAGGGAAGAUAGCCUCUACUCUCAAGCAGAGUGGCUUCGGAGCAUGUCCGUUGAUAAGGGGGUGCACGUGUGGGUCAUGACCAGCUGGACCAAGAUUUGGUCCUGCUGCGGCGUGAGACUGGGUUCAGUCGUAGCGCCGACGACCGAGCUGCAGAAGGCGGUGAAGGCCAAGCAGGUACCGUGGAGCGUGAACAGCAUCGCUUUGCAUUUCCUGUCGGAGGCCAUCAGGGACACCGCCUACCUCGAGAGGACGUGGGACCUGACGAAGGUCUGGAAUCGCGACACACGCAGGGAGAUCCUGGAGCAGCACCCAGACUGGGAGGUGCAUGGGAAGGACUUCCUCUCCUGGCUAUGGAUAGACACUCACGACGAGGCGGUGACUGCGGACGUCGUUCGCCUCGCUCGCGCUGCGGGCGUUCCUGUGCGGUCGGGGGCACCUGGCUACAACCUCCCGACCUUUUUUAGGAUCGCUGUCCGUAAGGAAGCACAGAGGGCGGCACUGUGGAAAGCGCUUCUUCCGCUGGCCCCGUCCUCUUAGCCGUAGGUUAGGUCGCUUGAUGUUAGCUUUGGAUAGGUGUCAAGGGUAUUGAGGGCUGAGAGUUGAAUUUAUCAGUGUUUCCAAGGUUCAUGGUUGGUUACAUACAUGCGAUUGAGUGGUGCAGUUGGUAUUUUUGCACCCUCGUGACGUUUGGGAACCGGUUCGAUGGUCGGGGAAGUCACACACACUGGGGGUAUGUCCUAAAACAUGGAUUGAAUGUUUUAGGCGUACUCAACACUGUGGACACCUUAACGGUCGACGAGAGUGCGGAACAGUCGAAUACUUGUCGCGAUACAAAUUAGGCCAAGCACCGAAGACAGACGGCUAAAAAACAAACUCGUGUGGCUUUUCUGUGUGACCCCGCGUGAUGUGUCCGGAAAAUGUUCCGAUAGAAAGACCAACGCCCAGAAUAUGUGGGACGGCGCAAACACAGCACACACACGAGUCGAGUGCAAGGUAGCAGCCUUCGUAGACGUGUGUAGUUUUCUUCUGUUGCUACCGUUUCUGUCUUUCAUCCGGAGGAUAGGUUAGUCUCCCCCAUCCCGUCCCCUCACGGGGUCCCAGUUAGUGGCACUAGAAGUGUUUUGUGUUUUCAGCCGCACUGAGACUGACGUCUUUUCAUUGGUCAGCCGGUUAGCGCGGUCGAUGCUAACAUUAAUACACACACACACGAUGCCGAAUGUGGGUAGCGGCGGGAGGGGUAGCGGUUUGCUUUUGAAACGAGCUAGUAGGUUCUUCGUGCUGGCAGCCAAAUGGGUCGAACCGCGGCUCUGUUUGGUAGUCAAGUACCGCACGUGUGAAAUCGUUCCGUCGUUGCGGUUGUGUGCUAUAUGAGAAUUAUUUCCAGAAGAGAGGGGGUGGGGAAGGGUAUUGGGUUGUGGUUGUGCUAGCAAGGCCACGUGGGAUUUGGUAGAAGAAAAAUCCAGUCGUCAAGAGGUAUAUCCGUGCUGCAAUGGAGCAUGCUGUCGAACCCAACAAAAGGGAAGAGAGAUGAGGGAGGUACCAAUUGUUUUGUAACCUUAUGACAAGAAGUCGUAAUACCUGAGUUUUUUUGCGAGGACUAAGGCACGUGCCGGUGUUUUUUUAGGGUCUGCAGAUAGAUAUAGGUCGCCUGGGAAUAGGUCAGCCAGCGUUAUUUGUUUUCUCUCCUUCGGUUCUAGGCGUGUGACGAGUGUAAAAUAUCACAUCAAGACCGCUUAGGUUGGUAGAUAUCUUGGAUGGGGUAGCAAGUUUCCGCUAUCCGGCUCCAGGGCCAGCGCUGUCGUGCAUCCCACUUUGUUCGGACACAGCAGUGUAUCCAUCAUUUGUCUUGUGCUACCCACGCCAGCCGGAGUCGCAUAAUAUCAGGACGGCCGCGUAGGUUUUGUUUGUUUUUCCACUUUCCUCCUGCGGUACUUCGCCAAACGUUGGCCACAAAAAAAAUCUCGCAGUCCAAAUGUUGUACAAACGAUUUGCUCGUUUUCCACGUGUGGGCGUCGAGUGAGAUUUCGAUCCAAUGCCGUGUGAUUUCGAGUGGCGUAAGAGGUAAUACCUCCUAUUUUGGGCUAGGUCGAGGUUGGUCUAGCGCGAAAACGGCGUGAGUUACGCAGUGCGGGACAGAUAC